Messenger RNA from Oppiella nova, 645 nucleotides. The record is from the annotation of a GenBank genome assembly. NCBI's taxonomy places the organism in Eukaryota, Metazoa, Arthropoda, Arachnida, Sarcoptiformes, Oppiidae.
AUGUCUACCCGACCGACAUUAGCUUAUUGGGCGGCGAGGGGAACGGCACAACCCAUACGUUAUCUCCUAAAGUAUGCCGGAGUAGACUUUAAUGAUAAACGAUAUGACGGGGAUAAUAAAGAUUCCUGGUUCUCAGUUAAGCCUAACUUAGGUCUGGAGUUUCCAAACCUUCCCUAUUAUACCGAUGGAGACAUAAAACUGACCCAAAGUCUGGCGAUAUUGAGAUAUUUGGGUCGAAAGCACCGAUUGGUGGCCACCGAUGACCAGACACUCGCCCGACAAGACAUGGCUGAGCAACAGAUCGAAGACAUGAGAAUUGGUUUUAUGCUGAAUAUUGUUUAUACGGAUAACUCUGAGGCAAAAAUGGUUGACUACAUGACCGGUACUCUGAAAUCACAUUUGGAUCUAUUGGUGAAGUUCUUGGGGGACAAGCAGUGGCUAACGGGACAGUUGUCUUACGUGGACUUCAUGGCCUAUACAAUACUCGAGAUUAUUAAAAAGUUUUCAGCCGAGACAAUUGGUAAAUAUUCAACGAUUAGCCGGUAUGUGGAUCGUUUUGAAGCACUGGCACCUAUUAAAGCCUACCUGAGCUCAACUGAAUUCAAAUCGCUGCCACGUUUUGGGCAUAAAGUGAAAUGGGAAUAA